CUGUGCGGAAAAUUAUUCUCAACAAUGGCAGAAGUUGCUCCAGCACCCGUCGCCGCUGCUCCGGCAAAGGCUCCCAAGAAGAAGGCGGCACCCCGGCCGAAGAAGACUGGCCCUAGCGUGGGCGAGCUCGUCGUCAAGGCUAUUUCUGCGUCCAAGGAGAAGAAAGGAGUGUCCCUUGCGGCGCUGAAGAAGGCUCUGGCAGCCGGCGGCUACGACGUGGAGAAGAACAACGCCCGUGUCAAGUUGGCCAUCAAGAGUCUCGUCACUAAGGGAACUCUGCUCCAGACCAAGGGCACCGGUGCUUCCGGCUCCUUCAAGCUGAACAAGGCGAAGGCAGAGCCGAAGAAGAAGGCCGUCAAGAAGGCUGCCCCCAAGGCGAAGAAGCCCGCUGCUAAGAAACCCGCUGCAGCAAAGAAGCCCAAGAAGGCAGCAGCCAAAAAGCCAACAGCCGCCAAGAAGUCCCCGAAGAAGGCAAAGAAGCCCGCGGCGGCCAAACCCAAGAAAGCCGCUAAGAGCCCCAAGAAGGUAGCGAAGCCCAAGGCAGCCAAGGCUACCAAGAGCCCAAAGAAGGCAAAGGCAGCAAAGCCCAAAGCAGCGAAGCCUGAAGCCGCUAAGCCCAAAAAGGCAGCACCCAAGAAGAAGUAAACAGCAAGAAGACUGUCAAGAAUCAUACAAAAGGCUCUUUUAAGAGCCACCCAACUUCUCUACAAAAUGCACUUUAUUCCAAAUGCCUUAAAUUAUAUUGGUAUUCUAUGAAAUAACUUUUUUUUAGAUGUACAGGAGUAUGAU
Sardina pilchardus (European sardine) is the source of this 789-nucleotide messenger RNA. Its product is annotated as histone H1-like. Gene Ontology annotation, cellular component: nucleosome; nucleus. Gene Ontology annotation, biological process: nucleosome assembly; negative regulation of DNA recombination; chromosome condensation. The transcript has a single exon. Gene Ontology annotation, molecular function: nucleosomal DNA binding; double-stranded DNA binding; structural constituent of chromatin. The coding region runs from base 25 to 645 and encodes 206 amino acids. The record is from RefSeq and is a predicted model, not a curated record. Lineage: Eukaryota; Metazoa; Chordata; Actinopteri; Clupeiformes; Clupeidae.